CUUGCUUCAUAUCCCUUCCUCGGCUCACUCUCGAGUCUCGUAGUUGCAAUCUCUCUUCAAUGGCGUCACACGAUCACCAUGACCAUGAUCAUCAUCACCACCAUGAUCACACCCACGAGAAAUCGGACGGCAAAGGUGCGACGUCGUGGGUGGGUCCCGACGGAAGAGUGUACCAUAGCCACGAUGGACUCGCACCGCAUUCGCAUGAGCCCAUCUACUCUCCGGGCUACUUUAGCCGCCGAGCUCCGCCGCUUCACAACCGUGAUUUCUCCGAGAGAGCUUUCACCGUCGGAAUCGGUGGACCUGUUGGGACUGGGAAAACAGCUUUGAUGCUCGCUCUCUGUAGACUCCUGAGGGAUAAAUAUAGUCUUGCUGCUGUGACGAAUGAUAUAUUCACGAAAGAGGAUGGAGAGUUCCUGGUGAAGAACGGGGCUCUUCCCGAGGAAAGGAUUAGGGCUGUCGAAACUGGUGGAUGCCCACACGCCGCCAUUCGCGAAGAUAUCAGUAUCAAUCUGGGUCCUCUCGAGGAGCUUUCUAACUUGUUCAAGACAGAUUUACUUCUUUGUGAAUCUGGCGGAGAUAACUUAGCUGCCAACUUCAGUAGGGAGCUGGCUGACUAUAUCAUCUAUAUUAUUGAUGUGUCGGGCGGUGACAAAAUCCCGAGAAAAGGCGGUCCAGGCAUCACUCAAGCUGAUCUUUUGGUGAUAAACAAGACAGAUCUUGCACCAGCUGUUGGUGCCGACUUAUCUGUCAUGGAACGUGAUGCCCUCCGCAUGCGAGAUGGAGGUCCUUUUGUCUUUGCUCAGGUGAAGCACGGGAUCGGAGUGGAGCAGAUUGGAAACCACGUCUUGCAGGCUUGGGAAGAAGCAACGGGGAACAAACGCCAUUGAUGAACCAGCAACCGAAUAAAAGAAAGAUCUGGCAUGGUGGUGCUGUUUCACCUAGGAAAUCUAUGAUAAAUCCGAGUACUUACUGGACUAGCUUCUGUAGAAAACUUUGGCCCAUGGUUCAUGGAUCUGUGUUUCACUGAGGAAAUAACAAAGUCUUUGAACUUCUCA
Messenger RNA from Tarenaya hassleriana, 1058 nucleotides. Its product is annotated as urease accessory protein G. The coding region runs from base 60 to 890 and encodes 276 amino acids. The transcript has 7 exons. Gene Ontology annotation, molecular function: GTPase activity; nickel cation binding. Lineage: Eukaryota; Viridiplantae; Streptophyta; Magnoliopsida; Brassicales; Cleomaceae. The record is from RefSeq and is a predicted model, not a curated record.